This is a messenger RNA of Drosophila elegans, 1864 nucleotides long. RefSeq names its product dolichol kinase (gene Dolk). Gene Ontology annotation, biological process: dolichyl monophosphate biosynthetic process. NCBI's taxonomy places the organism in Eukaryota, Metazoa, Arthropoda, Insecta, Diptera, Drosophilidae. The transcript has 5 exons. Gene Ontology annotation, cellular component: endoplasmic reticulum membrane. Gene Ontology annotation, molecular function: dolichol kinase activity. The record is from RefSeq and is a predicted model, not a curated record. The coding region runs from base 132 to 1643 and encodes 503 amino acids.
GCAACAGUUCGCCAAAAAAAAAACAAAAACAACGCACGACCAGCUGGUCCAGUGCAUCCAAAACACACCAUCAUCAGUUUUCCGAAGUGCAGAAAAGCAAGUCAUGUUUUGAGUUUAUCGCCCCUUGAAAAAUGCGGAGCCCAGAAACGGACAGUGAGCAAUCGGACGAAUCGAAUUCCUGCGGCUCCUCUACGGAUGACAGCCAUUCCAGCGGAUUGCGCCAUCAGCGAAGGAGCACCCAUCGUGGUGCGGAUGUGUUCAGCCUCAAGGCCAUGGCGCCCAGACCCAAUGCCGGACCCGGUGGCUGGUUGUGCCUGCUAAUUCCGUUGGCCUUAAGUGUACGCCUGCUCCAUGACUCACCUGACUGCGAUAAGGAUGCUGCCAGGAUGCAGUGGCUCCUCACUGUUUCCGCCAGCGGAAUGGCCUUGGAAACCCUCUGCUUCUUCGUCUAUGCCUUUGUAAAGACGGGCAUCUUGGUCAAGUGCCUGGUGAGCCUGCUGCCCGGAGUGGCCACCAGUUUCAGCCUUUAUCUGCUGGCCGACUCCUCGCUGACCUUCGCCGUCCUUGUGGGAUUCCUGAUGACCUCCGCGUACCAGCAAAUCUAUAUUUACACUCUGCGUGGCUUCGAGGGUUUGUUUACCUACGGCGAGGCCUCUGUUUUUGUCCAAGGACUGGUGCUCUUCGCCAUCAGUGCUGUCCACCGACUCAGCGGAUUUUUCUGUGGCGCCUCCUGGCCAACUGGUGAAUUUGAGACCCUCAACAUGAUCAUGGUGAACGCACUGUUUUGGCUGCUGGUAUUCUGCCUGGCUCUCGUCAUGUUUCCAUCGUUGAGGAAACCGUACCGCUUUUACCUGUGGACGCUGCAGCUCCUGCUGGCUGUGACCUGUAUGCCGGUGACGAGACCUCUUCCCCUGAUGGCCCUUAUCCACUUCCUGCUGCAGGAUCACAAUAGACUCAGCAUCUUGGUCUUCUAUCUGCUGCUGGUGGUUUUAACCUGCUUCACUGUUGCCUGGCAAAUUGGCAGCGCCUCAAAGGCCAACACGCGCAUUCGCAAGAUAUUCCAUCUUCUUAUUGUGCUGGUCUAUAUCCCGGGAUUGGUCUACGAGUGCGCCCUGCUGUACCUGGCCACUGGAGUGGCAUUGGCUGCGUUUGUGGUCCUGGAACUGCUACGACUCCUUAAGAUUCCUCCAUUCGCCGAGCGACUGGCCGAUGCAUUCCGUUCCUUCAAGGAUGAGAAGGAUGCCGGGGAGUUGGCACUGACGCCGUUCUGUCUGCUCAUCGGUUGCUCCAUGCCCGUUUGGAUGACGCCAUGUCCCUGCUCUGGCGGCGAUACAUUGGCUCUGCUCUCCGGAAUCCUGGCAGUGGGCGUAGGUGACACUGCGGCCAGUGUGGUGGGCUCCAAGUUGGGCCGCAACAAGUGGGGAAAAUCCUCCCGCUCACUGGAGGGCACCAUCGCCUUUGUGGUUUCCAUUCUGCUCGCCGUAUGGUUGCUGCAGAUUACCGGCUUGUUGGCCAUGACCCAGGCGAAAUGGUUUGCUACCAUCUUUGCGGCAUUGAAUACCGCUUUAGUAGAGGCUUUUACCGACCAGGUGGACAACCUAGUGCUGCCCCUCAUAUUCUAUACGAUUGUUGGCCUGGCCUAAUCUGCGCAUGGAUGUAUAUAACUUGUGAUGACCACAUUCCUCGGUGUAUUUAUUAGUAAAAUUACUCGGUGUAUUUAAGUGUACUGGAAUUAGCCCAUUGGUUUUAUUUCAACCAAUCAAAAUGUUAUAUUAUAAAAAUGAAUUUUUAAAAGCAAUGUUUCAAUAUCAUUUCAUAGAUGAAAUUUUUUAAAUUAAUAUUGCAAUAAAUCUAAGGAGUCCUA